This is a messenger RNA of Klebsormidium nitens, 2020 nucleotides long. Lineage: Eukaryota; Viridiplantae; Streptophyta; Klebsormidiophyceae; Klebsormidiales; Klebsormidiaceae. The record is from the annotation of a GenBank genome assembly.
AUGCGGAUCCGCGGCUCAAAGCAGCCGUCCAAGAGGCCUAAGAGGCCGAUGCUCGCGUUCAUUGGGGACCGGGGUUCGGGGCCGGGGCCUGACCUGGGGAGCGAAGAAGUAGCCUCCGAGGGAGUUCCCCGGUCGAAGAAGUCCGGCUUCAAACUCUCACACCAAUCCGCCGGGUCCCACCCAGAGCCGAUCGGAGGUGCGAUGAUCAUCUGUCCCCCGAUCGCAGGCAAAGACGGGUCGGCCAAGGAUCGGGCCUCGUUUUUUGCGGCGCUCAGUGCGGGGGAGUGGUCGGGUCCGGUAACGGAGCGGGAGGCGGAGACUCUGAGCGACUUGGUACUGAUCCGGGCGUGCAACAGCAAGUUGUUGCAGGGGUACUCGAGUCUGUUGGGUACGGCGCUCGGGUUGCGGUCGAUCCAAGGCGCGUUGACGAGGCAACCGGCGGUGGUCGUUUACGUCACGCGAAAGGUCAGCAGCGCGUGGCUAGUCAAAGAGGAGCAGCUCCCCGACCGGUUGAGAGGCCCCGACGGCCUCUGGUGCGACCUUGACGUCAUCGAGUUUGCGGACGGGGUUUGCCAAAGCCGCGCGGACACGUACAGCGGUCUAACGGACGGGCUCCGGGGCGGCGACCCCCACAUCGGGCCGGGCUCACAAGUCGCCACGUCGGAGGUUUACGGAACGCUGGGGGCCAUCGUGCGGUGCAAGAAGGACGUCAGCAAGGUGGGGUUCAUCACCAACCGACACGUGUCGGUGGAUCUGGACCGGCCACUGCAGCGAGUGUACCAUCCGUUGCCGCCGAUGACGUACCUCGGGACAGCGGAGCGGGCGGUCUCGUACGCGACGGACCACCUGUGGUAUGGCAUCUUCUGCGGACCUAACCCAGACUCUUAUGUGAGGGCGGAUGGCGCAUUCAUCCCGUUCUCCAAGGAGUUCGACUUGAGUUUGAUCGACACACGAAUGAAGGGCGUCGGUCCUCUUGGGCCGGUGAUCGAGGUCGACCUUGAACUUCCGGUAGCGAGCAUAGUCGGAAAGACCGUGUUCAAAGUUGGGCGGACAACGGGGUUAACGACAGGUGUCAUCAUGGCGUAUGCGGUCGAAUACGACGAAUCGAAGGGAGUGACGGUGUACACCGACUUCUUGGUGUUAGGGGAGGGGAGCCGGCCGUUCGACGCACAAGGGGAUAGCGGAAGCUUGAUCGUUAUGCCGGAUGGAGAGGGCAUGCCGCCCCGUCCGAUUGGCCUGGUGUGGGGGGGCACCGUCAACCACGGGGGCCUGCGCAUGAGGAACGGAAUUGGGCCGGAAAAUUGGACGAGCGGAAUCGGGCUCGCUAGAUUGAUGCACCUGCUAGACGUGGACCUGUUGUACUCCUUGGAUGCGGACGGUGCAGACGGCGCAGGCGUGCCCCAGCAACUUCCAAAGGAGACCAUGGCCGCACGUGCAAGCAAGGCAAUCGCAAUGGACGGCGACGGUGGCAGUCAUGCAGGCGUCGAGGCAAAGCGGCGAAAGCUUAGGGAAUAGCUAGACCGUUAUUAAAGGCACAUGCAUUGCUGAGGUCUCCUUGCUUGAACACGAGCGGCAAGCGGUCUCAGGCUGGCUAGUCAAAGUAACCUCACUAGAAGUAAGGGUUUUUAGACAUUGACUGAAUGAAGCAUUAGACUGCUCCCUUCCAAAGUUGGUUGAGAAGCUCGCAUGUUUUAUGGGUGUUGAUACAGAGGUAGAAGAUCAGAUCAAGCGGUUUGGCGGAUCAAGAGUCCAAACGAAGUGAGGGUCGGAAACUGACCAACUGAGGUAUUCACGUCCAUCAGCAUGGGCAAAAGCAACCACUCCAGGCAAGGUGUUAGAAUCUAUUAAGUUGACCCACGACAGGUCCUAGUGGGUUGCUACGUCUUUAACAUUAUCCAGCGCGGCGCGCCUUAAACGGUGGCAUUGAGUCUUGUAGUGCAGACUUGAACGGUCAUUGUUGCGUUUGAUGUACAUGACUAGGAAGGUCUUUCAAGUCGUCUGCAAUUGCAUUGAUUUUUCG